AUGUCUUCGGAUGGACUCAAUCGACGUAAAAGAGUUGUCAAUAGGAAUGGAGACACAAAUGAGGAGAACGUGUUUCAAGAAGACCCAAAGAUGUGGCAGAAAAGGAAACAGUAUUUCAGAGAAGAGUUGCCACAGAUUUACACGAAGAGCAAGAUUAUGAUUGCAGACAUCAAUAGUAGCGAAGUGAUGGCACUGAUUCGGGAUCUUCUGGACACCGACCCCUCCAAGAGAUCGAGUCUUAAGGAUCUGAUUGGUAAUCAUAGGUCUCUUCAAAGCUGUCCUAACAUUAGUAGACCACAAGUGGUGGUCGCGAACCGGCCCGCAAAUUGCACCAAAGCUACGGUGGCUAUGCUUGUGGACUACGUUUCUGCAGCCGACACCAAAGUCUUUACGGGUUGUACACCUUUGGCCUCCGCCGUAGAGGCAAACAACGCGGACAUUGAGAUGGCUUUACUCCUAAGGUGUACCAUCCUGAGCCCGAUGUCUGUGUCUAUGUUCUCCAGUAUAGAUUCCCUCAACUGUUCCUCUAUUUACAGAAUUUCAGGCCAAACUAUCACUUACUGCCAAAACAUGUGGAAUGGGGAGGACAUCGAUGGAGACGCUUACGAGGAAAACCUAGGAAUUGAGGCAUUUCCGCACGAGUACGACGAUAUGCAGGGAGCGUCCGAUACAGACAGCGACACCAACAGUGCCGACUCGAAUUUGGAGGGACGGGAGUCGAGUCAUGCAAAGAUACAGAGACUGGAGGCAUUGAUAGUGGGACUGAAGAAGGAGAUUAACCGAGUCUACACUUGCGAAGAGGUCUCGAGUAAGAAGCGUUUAGAAAUGAUUGAUGAAAAGCAACGAGUGAUCAGUGAAUUGAGGCGAAAUAGCGCCGUAGAUACCAAACGGCACGCGACAGCCAGGGCUCAGUGGGAAAAGGAGAGACAGGAGUGGUCCCAGAAAGUGACUGAUUUACAAGAUGAAGCAAAGGUUGUGAUCACUCAUCUGAAUCGCUUUAAAGGAGAAGCCUUUGAUUCGGCGGAUCAGUGCAAUGAUUUGGUGUUUGGAUUAAAUACAUGGGAGGCCAUGUAUUUAGACCUAGACAUAAAAAGCAAGGAACAGGUUUCGCACUUAAAUGAAGUGAUCGCAGAGUUGCAGCGAAAGGUCGGCCGACCGUCGGAAUAUCGGGAAAGUCUCGAAGAAGAUAUACGACGAUUGGACCGGGAAUUGGAGGCUAAGAAGAAAGAGACCAAAGCGAUGAAGCGUAAGCUCGAGAAGAGAAACGCUCAGAUGCGGGAGCUCUCGAUGAGGAUCCGACAGUUGGGACGGAUAGAUGAAGAGAUGCCGAAGACAUCAUUGAGCCAAGCGGUGGCCCGACUCGAUGAUGAAUACCAAGGCAUUUUUGAAUCCAUGAAUAACUUGAGCCAAAUGGUAGCCAACCUGAGCCCAGACUAA
This is a messenger RNA of Oppiella nova, 1437 nucleotides long. NCBI's taxonomy places the organism in Eukaryota, Metazoa, Arthropoda, Arachnida, Sarcoptiformes, Oppiidae. The record is from the annotation of a GenBank genome assembly.